This is a messenger RNA of Oxyura jamaicensis (ruddy duck), 2988 nucleotides long. It is a transcript of the gene RADX, whose product is annotated as RPA1 related single stranded DNA binding protein, X-linked. Gene Ontology annotation, molecular function: single-stranded DNA binding. NCBI's taxonomy places the organism in Eukaryota, Metazoa, Chordata, Aves, Anseriformes, Anatidae. The transcript has 16 exons. The record is from RefSeq and is a predicted model, not a curated record. Gene Ontology annotation, biological process: regulation of DNA repair. The coding region runs from base 16 to 2676 and encodes 886 amino acids. Gene Ontology annotation, cellular component: replication fork.
CGCGAGGAAGCUGUCAUGCAGGAACCCGGCCCGGAUCCGCCCGACCCUAACGACAACAGCGCUCCCACCUCCCCAGGCGGCGGCGGGGAGGUUUCGUGGCUGCUCAGGGUUUUCGAGGCGGCGCGGGGCGCCUCCCUCCUCAGCGCCUCGCCCGCCGAGACGCCGCCGCUGACGGUGGUGGCGGUGGAGCGGUACCUGGCCGAGGCUCCGCCGUCCCCCCCGUCGCCUCCGUGCCCCGCCGCCGUGCCCCCGCAGUACUGGUACGACGUGACCCUGGCGGACGACUCCCGGCAGGAGCGCUGCCACCUGGCGCCGAGCCUCAACGGCCUGGUGCAGCGCGGCCACCUGCGAGCCGGCGACCGCCUGCGCCUCACGCGCUGCUCCUACCUCUACGACGAGCGGCGCCUCCGCUACGGCUUCCCCUGCCUGGAGGGCGUCGAGCGGCUGGCCGGGGAGCCGCCCGCCGACCCCGUGCCCGUCGCCUCAGCGCCGCGCCUCCCGCCCCUGCGCGGCGAGAGGAAGCACUACCUGCCGCUCUGGAACAACGAGGAUCCCUACGGGGACGCCUGGGAGGCCGAGAAGCCGCCGGAGAAGGUGGACGUUGACGUCUCUAAGCUGACUUCUCUUGGUCAGCUGGAAAUGACGUGGAGAAGCCGAGUUCACUUCCAUCCGCUGCUUGUCAGAGUGCUGCACAAGUCUAGGCUAAGGUACUACGGGAAGCCGGAGAAAAAAACGGAUGUGCCGUAUCAGGCUUACUUCGAAGUUGCUGAUAGCUCGGGCAUGAUGUCGAUGGUUUUGUGGAAUUCAUUAUGUCCUGAAUGGUAUAACAGUAUGAAAGUUGGCACGGUACUACUACUUGAACAGUAUGCUAUCAAAAACAGUUAUCCAUUUAAAACACAGCCGACCCCAGGAGAUUCACAGAUGAAGAGAUUUGCUACAAUUGAAAUCAGCCUUAAUGUACGUGACCCACCUACCAAAAUAAGUAUAAUUCCAGAAGAAAUGGUUAAGCCAGAGUGGGGAUUACCUGAAGUUAAAUACCGCUUUAUCACAAGGUCAGAGCUGGAUAACUUGCCAAACAAUCAUUCCUGUGAUGUUAUUGGUCUUGUGACGUUUGUAGGAAGGAUUGAACGAGCAAGAAAGAGAGAACGCAGUGAAGACUUCUGGCUCUAUCGUUGGGCACAUGCCAUUGAUGGGACCUCAAAGCAACCAUUUAUACUGGAAAUAUUUGCAACUUCUCAGCCGGAUGUGUUUGAGCGUAUACAUCCAAUGACAUACUUGGUGUGUACACAGAUGAGAGUGGUACGGGACCUCACUGACAAUUCUUCCAGCACAAUUUAUCUUACGACUUCGAAUGAAAGUCAAAUAUUCAUUACAGGGUGUCACAAGGGUCAGCCAUACACCAGAGAUACAAAAGUGAAAAACUUCAUUCACUGGACUAAAACACAGAGUGAAGCUGAUCAAAUGAAGAAAACUGUCAUUGGUGGCUAUUAUCCUCUUCCACGACCUCCAAGUAGCUUUCUGAAGUAUUGUAAAAGUAAUAAAGUUGAAUCAGUUUUGAAAGCCAUAGGUGAAAUGGGGAAAGAAAUUGAAGAUUUGCACUACAGGGAACGCAAGCGCAUUGCUAUUCAAGGAAUAAUUAGCGCCGUAAGGUACAUCAACUGUAGCAAUGUAGCUGAAGAUCCCUCAGGAGUAGAACCUGUUCAGAAAGAUACUUCUCAGUCUCUUGCAAGUUGUACUGUGUCCAAAGAUGAUGGUGUUCAGAAGGAAAACCUUCAAACUAAAGAGUUCACGUCUUCUCUGGGGCCACAGUGUGCUCCUGGGGAACAACAAGGGCAUCAAAUGCUACGAUCGAAAAAGAGCAGAGUCAAGAGAAAGACAGAAGCAGAACAGGGAAGCACAUCUGUUAUUCCUGUACCAUCUUACCACUAUUUCACACGGUCUGCAAGAAAGAAAUUAAGCUUGGACAAAUUUCAACAUGAAGAUUUUGUUCAAGACAAAAAUGAGCAGCCUGCAUCAGACAGUUCACAGUACUACCCAGACCAAGAAGGAGUAAGUGGUAUACCUGAAACUGAAGAGACUGGAGGAGCUUGUGAUUCGUGGCAGAGUGACCUGUGGGCACAAGUAAAAGACAAGCUGCUGACAUAUUUGCAUCACAGCACAGUUUUCCCAGAAAGCAUCCCACGUAAAUUUGAUUAUGUACACAAAGACUUACUUAUGCAAAAGUACAACCUUCAGGCAGCUGUGUACCAGCCAAAAAAAAACAGAACAGAUAAAAAUAUCAAUGAGUUUAAAAGCGCUAGUAGCCUUGGGUAUUAUGAAGUGACAGUUCUGGGUAUAAACCACGAUGUAGCAGUAGAUGUCGCAUUUCUCCCACUGUUCUGUCCUGAAGACCCACACUUACUUCAAAUAGAGGACAUUGAAAAUGAUACAUUAUUGUCUUGCAUGAGUUGCAUCUCUGCUUGUCAGCAGAAGACCACCAGCUAUGGAACUCUUCAUGACACCUUUCCACUUUCAAAUGAAACUGUAAAAGCAGCGAUGGAUCUAGACGGCAAGCAUGUUGUCUGUAUCUUGGACAUCUGUCACUUGGGUGAUGAUAAGGUGGAAGUCUUUCUGAGCAAAAUCUACAAGACGGUGGAACCAGAUGUGCUGGACCUAGUCUGUAAUCCAAAUGCAUGAGGAAACUCAGCAGCUCCAAGAAGCUGCUGCUUCCAGGAGAGCAAAAGGCUCAAGAAUACUGUCAACAUCUUAAGUCUAUACAAGCUAGUAGCUGCUGACUCCUGCUGAGUUCCGAACCAAGUCCUGAUUUUUCCUCCCGUUGGCCUCAAAUCACUUACGCAACUGGAUCUUUGGGAAAUUAUUCUCAAGCAGGAUCCUAAAACACAUUGCUGCUUGACAACUUGUCCACGUGCAACGCUGGUCUCAUUUCAGUUGUUUGAGAAGAAAUGAUUGCAUUGUGGAAGCUUGCCACCUAAAUUGUACCAUUAUUGA